CUGCAAAUGGUUAGUGUCUCAUGGGAGGGUUUGAGACAUUAAGAGAUCUGGGAACAACGUUUAAGUCUGAAUGAAGAGGAAGCCUAUGGGAUUCCUGCUCCGUACUGAGCUAAUUCCUGAACAUCUUUCAGUCGGUUUGUACAUUUGGGACACAGGGGAUCAAGGUAAUAUUGAUGUGAUAUAUUGUAUGGGCUCUGAUUUCACUUCUCCAGGACUCUCCUAUUUUUUGUCCCUCACAAUCGAUCAGAUCCACCAGUAAGUUCUCUGUGAAAGUUCCAGUUUAUGUCUAUGAGUACUCUCUGUAAUUUUAUCUGUUCCUCCUUGGGGUGUCUCUUCUCACUGAGCGAUUCUUGAACUAUUUCAUGGUCCUCUCUAUGAUUUUUGUUUUCUUUGGGUCCUCUCUAUAAUUUAUGUUAUCAUUAUGUCCUCUCUAAGAUUUCUAUUAUAUUUGGUUCUCUUUAUGGUUUCGAUUAUACCACGGUUCUUUAUAUGAUAUCUAUUUUCUAUGGGUCCUCUCCAUCAUUUUUCAGGAACUUUCUCUGAUAUCUGUUAUAUUAUCUUUAGAUUCUUUCCAUAAUCUAUGUUUUUUUAGGCCCUCUCUAUAUCAGUAUUCUUUGGGUCCUCUCUAUGAUAUGUUAUCGCUUGGUCAUCUCUAUAUCUGUUUUCUUUCUGUUAUCUCUAUGAUAUCUGUUUUCUUUCUGUUAUCUCUAUGAUAUCAGUAUUCUUUGUGUCCUCUCUAUGAUAUCUGUUUUCUUUCUGUUAUCUCUAUGAUAUCAGUAUUCUUUGGGUCCUCUCUAGGAUAUCUGUUUUCUUUCUGUUAUCUCUAUGAUAUCCGUAUUAUUUGGGUCCUCUUUAUGAUAUCUGUUUUCUUUCGGUCAUCUCUAUGAUAUCAGUAUUAUUUGGAUCCUCUUUAUAUCUGUUUUCUUUCUGUUAUCUCUAUGAUACCAGUAUUCUUUGGGUCCUCCCUAUGAUAUCUGUUUUCUUUCGGUUAUCUCUAUGAUAUCUGUUUUCUUUGGGUCCUCUCUAUGAUAUCUGUUUUCUUUCUGUUAUCUCUAUGAUAUCAGUAUUCUUUGGGUCCUCUCUAGGAUAUCUGUUUUCUUUCGGUCAUCUCUAUGAUAUCAGUAUUCUUUGGGUCCUCCCUAUGAUAUCUGUUUUCUUUCUGUUAUCGCUAUGAUAUCAGUAUUCUCUGGGUCCUCUCUAUGAUAUCUGUUUUCUUUCUGUUAUCUCUAUGAUAUCAGUAUUCUCUGGGUCCUCUCUAUGAUAUCUGUUUUCUUUCUGUUAUCUCUAUGAUAUCAGUAUUCUUUGGGUCCUCUCUAUGACGUCUGUUUUCUUUCGGUUAUCUCUAUGACAUCUAGUUUAUUUUGGUCCAUUUUAUGACUUAUGUUCUCUAGACUAAGAACUUUAUAUAUUCUUGUGGGUUCUGUAUUUUUACUAACAUUGUUUGUGCAUCACCCACAAAACAUCUUUAUAUUUUCAUUUUUAAGGCAGAGUGUUUCUGAGGAUUGGUACUCUGAGGAUGCUUACAUAAAGGCAGAGAGUUAUUGGACUCUAUCUCUAUCUUCAAUCAAAGCUAUAGAGUGAUUGGUACUCAAGACUGGAGGACAGAGUCUAUUUGGGUAAAAUAUGACAUCUGUGCAGAGUCUCAUACACCUCUCAUUAUUCUACUUUGUCACAUCAUCUUCCCAGUAUGAGCCACUAUCUGUGCCCCAUGGCAAGGAAGAGGUCAUACCCAAGAGCCAACUAACAGCACAAGGACCUACAGUCCAGCCUAGAAGACCACAGACAGCUCAAGGAUCUGAAAUCCGGAAUGAGGAAAUUCAUCUUCCAAAAAACAACUUGCAAGUUACUCCAAAGCCAUCAUUCCAACUCAAGGUAAACAAAGGCCAGCACAUCUAUUCACCUGUACAAGUAAAUCAUACAACAUGUAGCUUCCUGGUGCUAAUAAUACCACGUUCUAAGACUAAUGAUACAGCAUUCUAAGAGUAAUAAUACCGCAUUCUAAGAGUUAUCAUAACACUUUCUAAGACUAAUACUACAUUCUAAGACAAAUAAUAUAACACUCUAGGACUAAUAAUACCAUGUACUAGGACUAAUAACAUAUUUCAGGACUCCUAAUACUAUGUUCUAAGACUAAUGAACAUUCUCAGACUAAUAAGAACACAUUCUUAGACUCAUUAUACCACAUUCUAAGGCUCAUAAUACUAUGUUCUAAAAUUAGUAAUCCCACAUUCUCAGCUUAAUAAUACCACAUUCUAAGACUAAUACCAUGUAGUAAGACUCAUAAUAACAUGUUCUAAGACUAAUGAAACCACAUUCUAUGAUUAAUAAUACUGUGUUCUAAUACAUAUAGUAUCAAGUUCUAAGACUAAUACUACCACAUUCAAAGACCAAUAAUAUCACAUUCUAAAACUAAUAAUACAAGAGUUCUAAGACUAAUACUAAAACGUUCUGUUCUACCAAACUCUAUGACUAAUACAGCAUUCUGAGGCUAGUAAUAACACAGUCUGAGGCUAGUAAUAACACAUUCUGAGGCUAGUAAUAACGCAUUCUGAGGCUAGUAAUAACGCAUUCUGAGGCUAGUAAUAACACAGUCUGAGGCUAGUAAUAACACAGUCUGAGGCUAGUAAUAACGCGUUCUGAGGCUAGUAAUAACACAGUCUGAGGCUAGUAAUAACACAUUCUGAGGCUAGUAAUAACAGUCUGAGGCUAGUAAUAACACAGUCUGAGGCUAGUAAUAACACAGUCUGAGGCUAGUAAUAACACAUUCUGAGGCUAGUAAUAACACAGUCUGAGGCUAGUAAUAACAGUCUGAGGCUAGUAAUAACACAGUCUGAGGCUAGUAAUAACACAUUCUGAGGCUAGUAAUAACGCAUUCUGAGGCUAGUAAUAACACAUUCUGAGGCUAGUAAUAACACAAUCUGAGGCUAGUAAUAACGCGUUCUGAGGCUAGUAAUAACGCAUUCUGAGGCUAGUAAUAACGCAUUCUGAGGCUAGUAAUAACACAGUCUGAGGCUAGUAAUAACGCAUUCUGAGGCUAGUAAUAACGCAUUCUGAGGCUAGUAAUAACACAUUCUGAGGCUAGUAAUAACACAGUCUGAGGCUAGUAAUAACGCAUUCUGAGGCUAGUAAUAACACAGUCUGAGGCUAGUAAUAACGCGUUCUGAGGCUAGUAAUAACGCGUUCUGAGGCUAGUAAUAACACAGUCUGAGGCUAGUAAUAACACAUUCUGAGGCUAGUAAUAACACAGUCUGAGGCUAGUAAUAACAGUCUGAGGCUAGUAAUAACACAUUCUGAGGCUAGUAAUACAGUCUGAGGCUAGUAAUAACGCAUUCUGAGGCUAGUAAUAACGCAUUCUGAGGCUAGUAAUAACGCAUUUUGAGGCUAGUAAUAACGCAUUCUGAGGCUAGUAAUAACACAGUCUGAGGCUAGUAAUAACACAGUCUGAGGCUAGUAAUAACGCAUUCUGAGGCUAGUAAUAACGCAUUCUGAGGCUAGUAAUAACGCAUUCUGAGGCUAGUAAUAACACAGUCUGAGGCUAGUAAUAACACAUUCUGAGGCUAGUAAUAACACAGUCUGAGGCUAGUAAUAACACAGUCUGAGGCUAGUAAUAACAUAUUCUGAGGCUAGUAAUAACACAGUCUGAGGCUAGUAAUAACACAGUCUGAGGCUAGUAAUAACACAGUCUGAGGCUAGUAAUAACACAGUCUGAGGCUAGUAAUAACGCAUUCUGAGGCUAGUAAUAACACAUUCUGAGGCUAGUAAUAACACAUUCUGAGGCUGGUAAUAACGCAUUCUGAGGCUAGUGUAACGCAUUCUGAGGCUAGUAAUAACGCAGCAGUCUGAGGCUAGUAAUAACCUUAGGCUAGUAAUCAACACAGUCUGAGGCUAGUAAUAACACAGUCUGAGGCUAGUAAUAACACAGUCUGAGGCUAGUAAUAACAUAUUCUGAGGCUAGUAAUAACACAGUCUGAGGCUAGUAAUAACACAGUCUGAGGCUAGUAAUAACACAGUCUGAGGCUAGUAAUAACACAGUCUGAGGCUAGUAAUAACGCAUUCUGAGGCUAGUAAUAACACAUUCUGAGGCUAGUAAUAACACAUUCUGAGGCUGGUAAUAACGCAUUCUGAGGCUAGUAAUAACGCAUUCUGAGGCUAGUAAUAACGCAGUCUGAGGCUAGUAAUAACAUAUUCUGAGGCUAGUAAUAACACAGUCUGAGGCUAGUAAUAACAGAUUCUGAGGCUAGUAAUAACACAUUCUGAGGCUAGUAAUAACACAGUCUGAGGCUAGUAAUAACACAGUCUGAGGCUAGUAAUAACACAGUCUGAGGCUAGUAAUAACACAUUCUGAGGCUAGUAAUAACACAGUCUGAGGCUAGUAAUAACACAUUCUGAGGCUAGUAAUAACGCAUUCUGAGGCUAGUAAUAACGCAUUCUGAGGCUAGUAAUAACACAUUCUGAGGCUAGUAAUAACACAGUCUGAGGCUAGUAAUAACAGAUUCUGAGGCUAGUAAUAACACAUUCUGAGGCUAGUAAUAACACAGUCUGAGGCUAGUAAUAACACAGUCUGAGGCUAGUAAUAACACAGUCUGAGGCUAGUAAUAACACAUUCUGAGGCUAGUAAUAACACAGUCUGAGGCUAGUAAUAACACAUUCUGAGGCUAGUAAUAACGCAUUCUGAGGCUAGUAAUAACGCAUUCUGAGGCUAGUAAUAACGCAUUCUGAGGCUAGUAAUAACACAGUCUGAGGCUAGUAAUAACGCAUUCUGAGGCUAGUAAUAACGCGUUCUGAGGCUAGUAAUAACACAUUCUGAGGCUAGUAAUAACGCGUUCUGAGGCUAGUAAUAACGCGUUCUGAGGCUAGUAAUAACACAUUCUGAGGCUAGUAAUAACACAUUCUGAGGCUAGUAAUAACGCGUUCUGAGGCUAGUAAUAACACAUUCUGAGGCUAGUAAUAACGCAUUCUGAGGCUGGUAAUAACGCAUUCUGAGGCUAGUAAUAACGCAUUCUGAGGCUAGUAAUAACGCGUUCUGAGGCUAGUAAUAACGCGUUCUGAGGCUAGUAAUAACGCGUUCUGAGGCUAGUAGUAACGCAUUCUGAGGCUAGUAAUAACGCGUUCUGAGGCUAGUAAUAACACAUUCUGAGGCUAGUAAUAACGCGUUCUGAGGCUAGUAAUAACGCGUUCUGAGGCUAGUAAUAACACAGUCUGAGGCUAGUAAUAACACAGUCUGAGGCUAGUAAUAACACAUUCUGAGGCUAGUAAUAACGCAUUCUGAGGCUAGUAAUAACGCAGUCUGAGGCUAGUAAUAACACAUUCUGAGGCUGGUAAUAACGCAUUCUGAGGCUAGUAAUAACACAGUCUGAGGCUAGUAAUAACACAUUCUGAGGCUAGUAAUAACACAGUCUGAGGCUAGUAAUAACACAUUCUGAGGCUAGUAAUAACACAUUCUGAGGCUAGUAAUAACACAGUCUGAGGCUAGUAAUAACACAUUCUGAGGCUAGUAAUAACACAGUCUGAGGCUAGUAAUAACGCGUUCUGAGGCUAGUAAUAAUGCAUUCUGAGGCUAGUAAUAACACAUUCUGAGGCUAGUAAUAACACAGUCUGAGGCUAGUAAUAACACAGUCUGAGGCUAGUAAUAACGCGUUCUGAGGCUAGUAAUAAUGCAUUCUGAGGCUAGUAAUAACACAUUCUGAGGCUAGUAAUAACACAUUCUGAGGCUAGUAAUAACACAUUCUGAGGCUAGUAAUAACGCAGUCUGAGUUUAGUAAUAACAUAUUCUGAGGCUAGUAAUAACACAGUCUGAGGCUAGUAAUAACACAUUCUGAGGCUAGUAAUAACACAGUCUGAGGCUAGUAAUAACACAGUCUGAGGCUAGUAAUAACGCAUUCUGAGGCUAGUAAUAACACAGUCUGAGGCUAGUAAUAACGCAUUCUGAGGCUAGUAAUAAUGCAUUCUGAGGCUAGUAAUAACGCAUUCUGAGGCUAGUAAUAACACAUUCUGAGGCUAGUAAUAACACAUUCUGAGGCUAGUAAUAACGCAUUCUGAGGCUAGUAAUAACGCAUUCUGAGGCUAGUAAUAACACAGUCUGAGGCUAGUAAUAACUCAUUCUGAGGCUAGUAGUAACACAGUCUGAGGCUAGUAAUAACGCGUUCUGAGGCUAGUAAUAACACAGUCUGAGGCUAGUAAUAACUCAUUCUGAGGCUAGUAGUAACACAGUCUGAGGCUAGUAAUAACGCAUUCUGAAGCUAGUAAUAACACAGUCUGAGGCUAGUAAUAACACAGUCUGAGGCUAGUAAUAACACAUUCUAAGACUAAUAAUACCAUGUACUAAGACUAAUAUCACGUUUUAAGACUCCUAAUACUACAUUAUAAUAGUCAAAUAAGAAAACCAAUAAAGGGAAAUAAAAUAAGGUAACACCCCAGUGUAAAUUACAUAAAAAAUACAACCUGGGUUGGGUGUAUAGGAAGAUCAAAAUAUAGUGUAAUAUUCUGGAAAAAUAAAAAAUAUAUAGUACAAUACAAAAGAUACACAGAAAUGGGGAGAUGGGGUUAAUAGAGAACCCACUAGAGGUCUAUAAUUGCUGGCAUGCCUCCCUUAAUAAACGGUUUGUAGCUGGAAAUAUGCGGUGGUGAUGAUCUUCACCAAUAAUCUUUUUGCCCACUGAAACAGAUAGAGAAAAUGUAGAAUAUAGUGCAGAUUGUAUAACACUGUAAAUUGAUUAGAACAAAUGCAAACGUACUGUCACACCCACUUGGAGAGUCGUGGAGCGGAAGGAACCCAAUUUGCAGCGGAACAGCACUCCCUUACUAUCAUGACCCUUAGGAGCACCUGGAAGUGGAGACAGGGUCCCAAAGGGUCUGUGGUGGCGUGGAGGCCUUAAAUAAAAAAUAAUAAAUUUCCAGAAGGCAGCAGCAGGAAAAGCAAACGAAAAUGCAGUCUUGCAGCAGACAGAAGUGUGACGAGACCAAUCUCGCCACAUUGCAUUGGAGAAGCCUGGUUGCUCGCCUGCUGCCUUUGGACUAUGGCCCCCUUUUAAAAGACUUUUAUUUUUGCCUGCUGAAAAGCUGUAUUCGUGCUUUUCUGCCUGGGGUUCAGUAGAUUUGUUUGAAUGUGUUAUACCCCAGAUAGGAAUCCCAUGGAGCCCAUUCGUAUGAAACUGACUGUAAAGACUUUGGCUCCAUGGCGAUUAAACUGUAUUUGUGUGGUCCGAGCGCCAUUCACUUAAUAAUGUGCGCUCAGACCUGAGCUAUCUGGGGAUAUGUGAAAUGUCUGUGUGUUAUGUGUAAAAUGUAACUUUAUGUAUUUUAAAGUGUUUUACUGUCUUUGUGUCUUUUUGCAACCAUGUGCUUAAUGGAGUCUUGUGUCUGUCCUGGGAGAUAAUUGAAUUACUUAUCUCCAGGAUAGAAGACUCUGAAACUGGUUUGGGCCAGAAAGCCAUGCUUCAUUUAGUCACAAAGGACUUUUUACUAACUUUUGAACCCCUUGUCUGAUUUGUGCCAUUCUUGAAUAUGUUGUUCCCCUGAAUGGAUUGAUUGAGAAUAUGUAAUUGUAUGUGAAUGUGAUGUAUGGAUUUGGAGUUAUGAAAGUUGGGUAGAAAGUAUGUUUUAACUGUUUGUAUAAUUGAGUUUCCUCUCAGGAUAAGGGGAGGGAAUAUGUGGGAUGUAACUGUGAUAUGAUUGGUUGUUUUAUCCCUCCCUGUGGGUGGUCCUGUAUUUGAAACACUGUAAUAAAAACCAGGCUGGGUGUGCCAGCACCUCAGACCACUGCUUGACCCUCAACACGGAGCCUUGUCUCGUUCUUGGGGGGAUUCACUGUAUGCUGUUAGAGACUGAUUGCCAGGAGUGUAAGCUGAUUGUCUGCUUUUCCUGUUCGUCUGCUAGCAGCUAUUUGGGAGGUUCCAGUUCGGGAGUUGGAGUGCUAUUUUGUAUCCAGUUCGUGAGUUUUGGUGAUUCUACAGUAGCUGUGCCUGUCUCUAAAAAGGGGAUUAUCGUCUAAGCGGUUUUUUCCCCUUUUGUGCAAAACGGUCCGUUACAAUUGGUGGCAAGCGGCGGGAUGGCAUCCUAGUGCGAGGAGAAGCAGCUCGGAGACACCGGUAACGUGUGGAGUUGUGCAGCGUCCUUAUCUUCAGCAACAUAAUGGAACCAGCAGUGGCUACAGCAAGCAUGGCGUAUAGCUACUCCGUACUAGAGUUUGGCACGAUGGUAGGGUUGCACCUGAAGUUUUACGGACCCAAUCCAGAGGAGAAAUACGUGCGGUUCGUGUGGGACAUGGUGACCCGGAACCUACAACACAGGGCGUUGAGGGAAGGCCAGUGGGCACGUUGGGAGAAACUCCAGCCACAGGUAGAGUGGGACGAGGAAGAAACCGAGGUGGCCGGUGGAGAUGGGACCGAGGUCUCUCUACCGGCCCUACAAGGAUGCUGGGCACCCGGCCCAGAUCCCCAGCGGCAGUAUGUUUUACAGGGAGGGGAGACAGUCGGUCUCACUCCCCAGCGGCAGAAUGUGUUAUUGGAGGAAGAGACAACCGGUCUCCCUCCCCAACAGCAACCAGAGGUACCCGAGGUAGAGGACCUCAUAGACUGGUCCUGGGAGGACCCCCUGCAGGCAGGUGGAGAUGGGACCGAGAUCUCUCCACCGGCCCUACAGGGAUGCUGGGCAACCGGCCCAGAUCCCCAACUAGAGCUGGAGUUACAGAAAGUGGAGAGCAUCGACCUCCCCCCCCAGCAGCAGCCGGAGUACCAGGGGGAGGUAAGUGAUAUUUCUCCUCCCCAGCCAACUCCUUUGUUCCCUGACCCCCAGCAGAAGAGCUGGCAACUGGGCAGAGCGCCGCUGGCCUCUGUCCUCCCUUGUUUCCUUCCCCUGAGCCUGACUUUCUACAGGCUGCCCCAGCGGAAGGUGCCGUCCUUCCUCCCCAGCGGCAGUGCGUACCCCAGGGAGCUGAUGGUGUCGUCCGUCCUCCCCAGCAGCAGUGUGUAACCCAGGGAGCCGAAGGUGUCGUCCUUCCUCCCCAGCGGCAGUGUGUACCCCAGGGAGCUGAGGGUGCAAUCCUUCCUCUCCAGCGACAGUGUGUACCCCAGGGAGCUGAAGGUGUCGUCCUUCCUCCCCAGCGGCAGUGUGUCCUGCAGGGAGCAGAGACCGUCAGUCUCACACCCCAGCAGCAGGACAAAAUAAUGAAAGGGGAGACAGCUGGUCCGCCUCUCCACCAGCAGAGAGAGUGUCAGGGAGAGGAGCCUGUUAACCCCUCUCCCCAGCGGCAGUUGACAGUCCAGAGAGAGGAGCUUGUUACACCCUCUCUCCAGCGGCAGCCUAACCCACCAAGGGGAGAUGUUGAGCCCCGCAACUGUGCAGAUGGGACCGUAGUCUCUGCGCUUACAGCCCAAGGGGUAGAGACGGUCGGUCCUGUUCCCCAGCCCCAGAGCUGUGUACCCAGAGGGGAGACGGUCGGUCUCCCCCUCCCACAACCAGGCUCCAAUCAGGCUACUUCGGUGGUAGCGCUGGCACCAGGGCAGAGUACCGCUGGUCUCUGCCCACUCAGCAACCCACCAAGGCAGUCUACCAGCUCCCCACACAGCCGUGGUGAGGCACCUGGACAUGGACAAGUUGCUACUUUAUCCAGGUGGAGUAAACAUUUAUUGUGGGUGGGCUGUACUGCUGUUUGUGCUUCGUGGGUGGGUUGCUGGACUAACCAGGGCACUGACCGGCAGGAGGUCAGAUACCCUGUUAGUCUGGGGGGCAAAGGGGAGAAGUGUGGCAAAACCGACCUCGCCACGUGUCCUUGGAGGGGGCUGCUUGCCCGCCUCUUGCCUUUGGACUAUGGCCCUGCAGGUUAAACUGUUUAUUUUCCCUGCAGAAAGGCUUAUUCGUGUGAUCUGAGUGCCAUUCAUCUAAUAAUGUGCAGUCAGAUCCAAGCUAUCUGGGGAUAUGUAGAAAUGUGUGUUUUAUGUACUAAAUGUGUCAGUAUGUAAUUUUAUGUAUUUUAAAGUGUUUUACUGUCUUUGUGUCUUUUUGCAACCAUGUGCUUAAUGGAGUCUUGUGUCUGUCCUGGGAGAUAAUUGAAUUACUCUCCAGGAUAGAAGACUCUGAAACUGGUUUGGGCCAGAAAGCCAUGCUUCAUUUAGUCACAAAGGACUUUUUACUAACUUUUGAACCCCUUGUCUGAUUUGUGCCAUUUUUGAAUAUGUUGUUCCCCUGAAUGGAUUGAUUGAGAAUAUGUAAUUUUAUGUGAAUGUGAUGUAUGGUUUUGGAGUUAUGAAAGUUGGGUAGAAAGUAUGUUUUAACUGUUUGUAUAAUUGAGUUUCCUCUCAGGAUAAGGGGAGGGAAUAUGUGGGAUGUAACUGUGAUAUGAUUGGUUGUUUUAUCCCUCCCUGUGGGUGGUCCUGUAUUUGAAACACUGUAAUAAAAACCAGGCUGGGUGUGCCAGCACCUCAGACCACUGCUUGACCCUCAACACGGAGCCUUGUCUCGUUCUUGGGGGGAUUCACUGUAUGCUGUUAGAGACUGAUUGCCAGGAGUGUAAGCUGAUUGUCUGCUUUUCCUGUUCGUCUGCUAGCAGCUAUUUGGGAGGUUCCAGUUCGGGAGUUGGAGUGCUAUUUUGUAUCCAGUUCGUGAGUUUUGGUGAUUCUACAGUAGCUGUGCCUGUCUCUAAAAAGGGGAUUAUCGUCUAAGCGGUUUUUUCCCCUUUUGUGCAAAACGGUCCGUUACAAGAAGUAAAUGAUUAAUCUGGGUCUAGUUCAGGAAGCAGGCUGUAGCAGUUGUCCAAGGAAUCAGGAAGCAGGAAGCAGGAACCAGGAAUAGAAGCUGGAGAUUAGGACAAAAGGCAGGUAUAAAGCAAAAAGCAAAAUAACCAAGCACUGACUGGAAGGUGUGCUGGGUUUAAAUCGGUAGCUGGAAUCACAUGACCGGCCACCUCCCACCAGUAGGUGGGGCACACAGAUGUUAUAUAAAGAGGUUAGGGACUCGGCGCCAUCUUGUUUUAUUCCCUGGUCCCUGACCUGUUCCUCCCCAAUAGAUCUGCAACUCUCCUGCUCCCUGUGCAGAACGCCGGGUCUGCAUGGCGGGCGCCAUCUUGCCUUGACAGUAUGCUCGCCAUGGACCUUGGCGGGGGGGAAGGAUAGAAGGAACCGCCGCAGACCCAGAAGAGGAGCUCUCAGCAGCAGUGAGAACUGCGAUUCAGCCGCGAGGGCGGCUUGGGCAACCAGGGGAAGGUGAGUACCUAGCUGUGUCAUGACAGAGCCCCCUCCCUAGACGCGACCUCAGGGCGUGAAAUAGGGUUGGUCGACCAGGAUGUGGAAGGCCCUAAUCUUAGCAGGUGCGUGGACACUCCUGGCUGGUUCCCAAGAUCGUUCCUCUGGGCCAUAACCCUUCCAGUGAAUGAGAUAUCCUAAGACACCCCUACGACGUCUAGAGUCAAGGAUCUCCUGAACCUCAUAUUCAUUAGAGAUGUAACCGAUAGAUAGAGGGAGGAUCGAGAUGGACAGCUACAGGAGAUAUGACCUCGGUUACAGUGAAGGGACCAAUGUAGCGUGACCCUAGUUUCCAUGAAGGACAGGACAAACGCAUAUGUUGUGUGGAUAGCCAGACUUUGUCCCCUGGCACAUAGGUAGGUGCUGGGGACCUUCUUUUGUCUGCAUAUCCUUUGUAGCAUUGUUGUGCUACUUUAAGGGUUUGUUGCAACACAUGUCUUUGUUGUCUGAGUUUGUUGAGACGUGAGGCUACAUCGGGCACUGUGUUAGGGCAAGGGAGUUCAGGGAAGGCACAAGGAUGGAGACCAUAGUUAGCAAAAAACUUUGUCAUCUUAAUGGACUGAUGUAUGUGAUUGUUGUAGGAGAAUUCUGCGGUGGGAAGUAAAGAGAUACGUGUUGAAACAGCAGAGAUACUGUUCUAAGGUUUGGUUGGUGCGUUCUGUUUGGCCAUUGGUUCGUGGGUGGUAAGCUGAAGAUAAACAGCGUUGAAUCCUUAGAUAUACACAAGAAAAUUCCUGCUCCUGUUGGGGAUGAUGAAGAUCUAAUAAAUCCUUUGGCCAGGUUCUCAGAAAUGUACUCUUGUCUUUGUCUGGCAGUGUGACUGGAGGGUCAGUAGUUAUAGUGAGCAGGUGCAUGUCUGUGUUGUUCAAGCAAGUGGUGGUGCAAAAGGUAGAGGGAAAAGUUAAAGUGCUCUUGAGCCAGUCUAUCACCAGAUUGUGGGUGUGGAGCCAAGGAAGACCGAGGAUGAGUGGAAACAUGGAUGAGGACAAAAUAUCAAGAUUAAUAGUCUCUCUAUGUUGACUAAGGAGGAGGCAAAUGGGACCUGUUUCGUAUAGUACAGGUAACUUUUUUUUUUUACAUAUCUGCUUGUUGAUACUUGAUCCGGUUUAUUAUUGUCUAACUUUCCGGUCAGUCCACGUAGAAGAAGGAAUAUAAAUUUCCUAUCAGGUUACGAAUGACCCACUAGUCUGACAUGUUUUUGAAAUAACGGCCCUCGUUACUGUAGAUAGCAGCUUGUUUUGAACUACUUCGGGAGAAAUUGUGCGUGUUUGAGCGGUCCUGGGGUUAUUCUAAAUAGAAGCACAGAGCUGUUGCUGACACCAUGCUGACACAGAUCUAUCUUGUUAAUAUCCACCACAAGCAAUAAUUGGUGCUUAAAAAGAGUAAACGCCAAAUAUGUACAAAAAACAAAAAAAAGUGGUAUGUGUGAUAUUCAAAAUUGAAUUCUUUUGUUCUUUACUUACAACACAUUUUCUUAAAAUGGAUACUUUCCUUGGUUACAUAACCCAAAAUAAAGAAACAUAGAUAAUAAAACCAAGUGUGUAUUGUGAUUAUAAAAAUGUGAAAAUAAACCAAUAAACGCUAACUCUCAUUAUGUAGAGCCAAUUAUUUAUGUCUAAAAAAGAACAGCAGUUGGUGUCUUAUAAAGUACCACCACCCCUCCCCGCUUCUGCGGAUCGUUUUGGUAAAAUGGAUUAAAUAGGUAAAUAAAAUAGUAGGAUCCUUGGUAACAUUUUAAAGAAAUAUUGUAUCUGAGUGCACUCACAUGGUAUAGAAGCAGUUUGUUAUAGAGGGAGCAAACUGGGUCUCCAGAUAGUCAGCUCUUUAACAAAUACUUCAUUGGAAUCCACAAAAGGUAUGAAAUAGACUGAGACAGCAUAAUACAAAUGUGGAUUGAUUGAAACAACACUUAGACUGUCAACCAGAGAGCACAACAUUCCAGUCACAGGAAAGCAGUAUAUGUAAACACUAGAUUAAGUCGAACCCACGAUCAUGGAUCAUACCUCAUUGUCCGGGGAUAAAUGGAAAAACGAAAAGGGGAAAGGGAGAAAGUGAAAAUAAUGGAAAUGUUUUACUUACUUUUACCCCAAAAUUCACUCAAUAAAACCUUAUUUAAUAUUUAUUGAAUGUUAUUGGUGGUUGUCUCUGUAAGCAUUUUUUGAUCUUCGUUAUGUCUGUUUUAGGCUAUCAGUGUCUCUGGUAUCGAUAACAGCUAUGCAGGUGAGUACAAAAUUAAUGGCUCCAUUUGUUCGGUGACUCAGUGGUGGGAUGAUUUUAUAAAGAUUGUGGGAGCAUUUAAUUACAGUUAUUACAAAUAA
Messenger RNA from Pelobates cultripes (western spadefoot toad), 13555 nucleotides. NCBI's taxonomy places the organism in Eukaryota, Metazoa, Chordata, Amphibia, Anura, Pelobatidae. The record is from the annotation of a GenBank genome assembly.